GUCUCGGAAACUGAAAGGCUUUCAUAUGUGGGGAAUAACUUCGGCAGCGGAGUUAUGAAAUGUAACUCCCUAUGCAGGCAUUUUGUUGGUGUGUUAGACAAGGACUCUGGGCAAAUGGAAGUCUAUAAUGCUGAAAUAUUCAACAUGCAGCCCUUGUUGUCAGAUAACUUAAUACCUGAUGACACGAAGGAUUAUCAGAAUAAAUCCUACAGGGAGAAGAUGGAUUUGUGCAUUGAGGCCUUUGGUACCAGCAAGCAGAAGCGAGCUCUGAACUCUCGGCGAAUGAACGCAGUGGGCAAUGAUAUUCUGAAUACUGCUGUGACAAAAGCAGCAGCAAACAUUAUAGAUGCAAAGGGAGUAACAGGUUUGAUCCAGGAUGUGGCCCAAGAUGACGUACAGAACAUCUCCGUCUUCCUCCCACCGUGUAAUGAAGAUGCUGACAAACCAGAAAAUGUUUACAAGUUUGAGGACAUUCUGUCCUCAGCAGAGUAUGAAGCGUUGCGGGUUCCAGCAGCAGUCUUUGUUAACAUCACUCCAGAAGAAAUCACCAAGAAGACAGAAGAUAAAAGCCAUUGCUCCUUUGUUUUAGAGGAGCUGAAGUUCCUGCCUGCUGAUGAGAAGAGCAGAGAUCACAAAGCCCGAUGCCUCUGGUUCCUAGACACCCUUAUUAAGUUCAGCUACCUGAAAGUGAUCAAGAAAAAGCAUCCAAUGGGUCCUGAAUGCCCACACGUUAUUAGCAGGAAACUCAUGAAGAAUUUCACUUCACUGACCUACAACAAUGGCAGUGUCCAGAAUUUAAUCUCUGCAUCAAUGAAGGCUAAAAUCACAGCAUAUGUUAUUGCACUGGCUCUGCAUAUUAACAACUUCCAAACAGACCUCACCAUCCUGCAGAAUGACAUGAAGCUCCAAGAAAGCAGGAUGAUGGACAUCGCAAAGGCUAUGCGGUUGAAGGUCUCCAAGGCAAAGGGGCUGCCUGGACUUGAGAAUGAUGAGAACCACAAGCUGGGCACUCUGUCUCUUCCCUUGCCUGUGCAGAAGGCAUCAGGGAACCAACGGAAGCGCAAGAAAAUGAACUAAAACGUCUGAGCAGGGGCGAAACAGUUCCUUUCUCAGCUGCUGUUCUGUGCACAGAGCAUCAUGGGGAUACUUUUGCCUGUU
Molecule: messenger RNA, 1158 nt
Organism: Tauraco erythrolophus (red-crested turaco)
Lineage: Eukaryota; Metazoa; Chordata; Aves; Musophagiformes; Musophagidae
Source: RefSeq, a predicted model, not a curated record